This is a messenger RNA of Daucus carota subsp. sativus, 1939 nucleotides long. RefSeq names its product plant-specific TFIIB-related protein PTF2. The transcript has 2 exons. The coding region runs from base 173 to 1777 and encodes 534 amino acids. NCBI's taxonomy places the organism in Eukaryota, Viridiplantae, Streptophyta, Magnoliopsida, Apiales, Apiaceae. The record is from RefSeq and is a predicted model, not a curated record.
AGUUAACAAUUAUAGAUUUCUCCAUCGUAGAUGCUCUCAGAGCACCCACAUAACCGUGUGAUUCUCACCCUAGUUCGAUUCAAUGUCUUCUUCAAGCUGCUCUCCUUCAUCCCUCUUUUGCCUCUUGGCCUAAUAUCUGCUCUUCACUCACUUUCUCCAGAGAUCCAAGCUAAUGGAGUUGUCUGCACGAUGCCAAUCUUGCGGCGAACGGUCUCUGGUCACUGAUGAAGUUUCUGAAAAUUUAAUCUGCACAACAUGUGCUGUUGUUCAGGAUUACAACAAUUUUCAGGCCCAUGUUGGUGGUAUUAGUGGCCCGGCUGGCACAUAUGUCCGCACUGGCACAUCAGGCUCUGGCAACAAUUAUUCGUAUAAAGAAAGCAAAAUUUAUAAAGCUGGGGUUCUUAUCGAUGAUAUAUUGUUCAAAUUGAAUUUUUCGGUUCCAUCUAUAGAUGAGGUUAAAAAAAUGAUUGUAACUAUUACUGAAGGUGAGUAUGGUCAAGGUGAUUGGUUUAGUAUAUUUGUUGGUGCGUGUGCUUAUGUUGUUCGGAGGAAAAAUGGGAACCUUCUGCCUAUGACGGAUGUGGCUGCUGUAGUCUGCUGUGAUACUUAUGAGUUAGGAAGAAUGGUUAAUCGAGUUGUUAGUUUUCUUGACUUGAAGUUGCCUGAAUUUGAUAUUGUUUAUUUGUAUGAAACUACACUUAGAAAUAGCCCGAGCUUUAGUUGCAUUGAAGCUGAGAAAAAGGAGGUGAUGUUAAAACAGGGGGUGUUUUUGGUGCAGUGUUUAAUAAAGUGGUUUGUGACAACAGGGAGAAGGCCGGUGCAGGUUGUAGUGUCAGUUUUGGCAUUUAUUGGACAGUUAAAUCAGGUAAAUGUUAAAAUUGAGGAUUUGGCUAGUGAAUUGAAUGUGCCUGCUGUCACUUGUAGAUUGAGGUAUAAGGAGUUGUUAGAGAGGCUUGUGGAGGUUGCAAGAGUGUUGCCAUGGGGAAAAGAUGUUAAUGUAAAGAAUAUAGUGAAAUUUGCACCAUAUGUCAUUCAAUAUAUGGAAAUGAAGUCGAUGGGUAAUGGUCUAAAACAGAUAAAAAAUUCAGAUAAUGUGGGAUUUGACAUUACUUAUUUUUUGAGUGAUUGUUUGCAGGAAAGAUCAGAUAACAUGAUUGAUUCAUAUAGGUCUUGUGAGGGGGAUGAUGUUUUUUCUCAAAAUACUGAGCAAGAACAAUCACCUAGUCUGGAUUUUGCUAAUCUGGAUAAGUUUAAUAUUUCACCUGAAUGCUUGAAAAUGAUUUAUUCCAAGUGCAUGGAAGAGGUUUCUGAUUUUCGUUCCACAUCAGAGUUUGGAAAGGAAAAUAGAAAGAAAAGGAAGAGACAUGACGACUACCUUGACUGUACAGACUGGUGGAAAGGCAAGUCAGAACUCAGCAAAAAACUCUCUCUCAAGAAGAUAUUGGAGAAAGAUGUAGGAAUGGAUGUGAUGCCUCCAGCAUUCGUUAAUGGAUGCUUGACAUACCAGACGAGAAGAGAUAAGAUUGAGGCGGCUAAGGCACGCAUUAAAAACAUCAUGUUUCCAUCGAAUGCUGGUUUACGUGCUGGAAACAGCCAUUGCCUUUCAACAACUGCUAAAAAGGAGAAGAAGAAAAAGAAACGACAUGUAGAUGUUGAUUGGGAAGAUCUUAUAAUUGAAACUCUUCUUCUGCAUCAGGUGAAGGAAGAAGAAAUAGAGAAUGGGUAUUACAGAACCUUGAUGGACUUGCAUGUUUUUAACUCAGGUUGUUUUGAAUGAUCUCAACUCUACGCAGGUCUAUUCAGCUGCAGUGAUUGCUUAACUAGGAGACAUCCCGGAACAGAUUAUGCUGGCGAUAAAUGGAUUCAUCUUUUCUUCUUUUUUUUCCUUUUUUUUUUUUUGUAAUCGGAGAUUGAUACAUGAACAUGUUUUUUGUGAUGA